UUUCGUUGGUUUCGUUUCAUGCGAUUUCGUUCGAUUCGAUUGACGGUGUCUGCGGUCUUGAUACGGUUGUGUGAUUAUUGCGGUGGUUUUGCUGAACGCAUUUUCCUGUGGAAUUGCUAGUUUUCGGAACGAAAUUUUCGGUGUCGAAUCCAGCGGUUGCCAGCAGGCAAAACAAUCGGUGCAUCUGGAACAGGUUCCGGCUAAGUCCCAGCCAUUUGGUUGCAGGAGGUGUGCAUUCUCUGUCUACGUGUGCAAAUUUUUCAAGUUCAUUCUUCGGAGACAUAAACAGUGUGGUAUUCUUGGUUGAAGGUUUGCUACCGGGUUCCGGUCGUUCUGGUUCUUUUCCGUAUCGGUCCGCCGGUUUUCGUUUGAUAUCGCGCGCGCGCUCGUUCAAUUUCGGGUAGUGUUUCAGGUUUCGCACUUUCCGGCUCUCAGUUCCGGUUGAUUUCGAUUCUGGUGAAAGCACCCCUCCUGCCGUCCAAGCUGACUACUUUCGGUGGCAAGCAACAUCCGGGAGACCAUAAUCCGCCAGCACAGGGCCACCUUCACUGUAUCUUCCGGAAACGAUGGGUAAGGCGAAGAAGGGCAAGAAGGACGCCGCCGCCGUGGCCGCUCCCGGGGACGAAGGCUCCGACGUCGAGGUAAAGCAGACGGAGCUAACCGAAACUGUCGAAGUCGAGAACCGCAAGAACGAUAACAAGCGGAAGGAGAAAAAGGCGAAAGCCAGAGACGAAAGCGACGAGGACAAUGAGGACGCGGUCGGGAAAGUGACCGAAGAGGUCAAAAAGCUGACCGUCAAGGAGAAGAAAAAAUCCAAGAAAGCGGAACAGAAAGACUCCGAUGCAGAUGAUGCCGAAGAAGAUGAUGGGGGCAGCAAAAAGGCUUCCAAGAAAAAGGGAAAAUCUGCUGGUGGAGGACCCGUUGGGUUUUCGCUGCUAAUGGCCGAUGAUGACGACGACGAUGAACAGGAAGAUACCAUGCGGGAUGACGACGAGGAUGAAGCCCCCAAAAAAGGCAAAGCAAAGGGCGGUAAAAAGCCGAAGGAGGAAGAAGAGUCGACUCAAUCAAAGGGUGGUAAAAAGAGUAAGAAAGAUAAGAAGAAAAAGAAGGGAGACAGCGAUGAAGAGGACAUAGAGAAGAUGCUUGCAGAGUUGGAGAUGGAAUACUCUGGAGCCAAACCUGCACCAACGGGUGACGAUAACGCAGCUCCAACGGAGUCCAAGGAGCCAGAAAAGAAGAAAGACAAAAAGGAUAAAAAGAAGAAGGAAGAACCUGCUCCGGUUGUCGAAGCAGCAGACAAGCAAGAUGAUGGCGAAGUUCACAUCAAAACUGCUGCUGAAAAACGAAAGGAGAAGAAGGAACGUCAGAAGGCCAACAAACAACAGGAAAAAGAUGCGGAAGGUGAAAAGCCGCAAGACGAUUCUCCUAAGGAGUCCAAAGAAUCUACCCCGGCUCCUGAACCGGAAGUUGUUGGCGACAGUAAAAAGAAAAAGAAGAAGGGUAAAAAGGAAGAAGGAGAAGCUACCCCUGCUCCUGCUGAAGAAAAACCAUCUGCAGCUACUGGAAAAGCUACUACUGAAGCUGCUGGAAAACCAAGCGAUGCUGCGGCCAAAGAAGGUGACAAGAAAAAGAAAGGUCCCAAUAAGGCGGCUAUCGCUUUGAUGCAAGAGCGAUUGAAGGCAAUCCGCGAGGAAGAGGAACGUCUCAAGCGCGAAGAAGAAGAAAAGGAACGAUUAGCUGAAGAAGCGGAAAAAAUGCGAUUAGAACAGUUGCGACUGGAACAAGAGAAAAAGGAAAAGAAGAAACAAAAGGAAAAAGAACGUAAAGAACGUUUGAAGGCUGAAGGAAAACUGUUAACCGCGAAACAGAAGCAGGAUCGCAUGCGAGCACAAGCUAUGUUGGAAGCAUUGAAGGCCCAAGGUGUCGAAAUUCCUGAAGCUGGCACAGAGAAAAAGGUUCGAUUAGGAACACGAAUCCGCCCGAAGAAGAAGGAUGAAGGUGCUAAAGAGGGCGAUUCCAAAGAAGACAGUCCAACUGGUGACGAUGAAAAAACUGAACAGCAACUAGCAGAUGAAGCAGAGAAGGCCGAUGAAGUAAAAGAUUCUUGGGAUGCUUCGGAUAGUGAAGACGAGAAAACGAAAGAUCAAAAGCCGGAUAAAGAAGCUCAAAAACCUGAACCAGUAAAGCAAGCGAAAAAAGAGGAAUCUGAUGAAGAAGAUGAAAGUGAUUCAGAUGAUGAUGGCUCGGAAGAAGAAACUGAAAGUGAAGACGAUUCGGAAGCAGAUGAUCGUCCAGAAGCAGAAAAGAUGAAACAACGUGCUCUGGAACGUAUUGCUAAAAGAACUCAAGAUGCAGAAAAGAAACGUACAACAGAUAACUUGCGUGCUGCCAUAGUUUGCGUCCUGGGACACGUAGACACAGGAAAAACAAAAAUCUUAGACAAGUUACGUCGUACGAACGUACAAGAUGCCGAAGCAGGUGGUAUCACCCAACAAAUCGGUGCUACUAAUGUCCCUAUUGAAAAUAUUAAGGAGCAAACGAAAUUUGUCAAAGGAUUUUCAGAUACCACUUUCAAGCUGCCAGGUUUACUUAUUAUUGACACGCCUGGUCACGAAUCCUUCAGUAAUUUACGUACUCGAGGUUCUUCGCUGUGCGAUAUUGCUAUCCUAGUCGUUGAUAUUAUGCAUGGGCUCGAACCGCAAACCAUAGAAUCUAUCAAUAUACUUAAGUCUAAACGUACUCCAUUUGUAGUAGCCCUCAAUAAGAUAGAUCGUCUGUAUGACUGGAAUACGGCGAACCGCCGAGACGUUAGAGAUAUCAUAAAAAGUCAAGCAUCCAACACUCAACUGGAGUUCACUCAGCGCACAAAAGAAGUAAUCGUUCAAUUCGCCGAGCAAGGUUUGAAUGCUGCUCUCUACUAUGAGAACCCUGAUCCCAAAACGUAUAUUUCCCUCAUCCCGACUAGUGCCAUCACUGGCGAAGGAAUGGGUAAUCUGCUGUUCCUAAUUGUUCAGUUCUGUCAGAAGCAGCUGGCUAAGCGUUUGAUGUACAGCGAAGAUUUGCAAGCUAGUGUUUUGGAAGUGAAAGCUAUCCCCGGUCUGGGAACCACCAUCGAUGUCAUUUUGGUCAACGGUAAACUCCGGGAGGGUGAAACCAUGAUUCUGGCCGGUACGGAGGGACCAAUUGUGACUCCGAUAAAGGCGCUACUCAUGCCGCAACCCAUGAAGGAACUGCGUGUCAAGAAUGCGUACAUCGAGCACAAGGAAGUCAUCGCUGCUCAGGGUGUCAAGAUUGCAGCUAAAGAGCUUGAAAAGGCCAUCGCUGGGUUGAAUAUCCAGAUUGCUCAGAAGCCGGAUGAGGUGGAAAUUUUCAAGGAUAUUGUGGCUCGUGACUUGAGAUCGGUGCUUAGCAGUAUUAAGCUUAGUGAACGUGGUGUGUACGUUCAAGCGUCAACGCUGGGAUCGCUCGAAGCUUUGCUGGAGUUCCUGAGGACCUCGAAAAUUCCGGUGAGUAAUGCUUAUACUCUGUUGACUGAGUUAUAG
This is a messenger RNA of Uranotaenia lowii, 3542 nucleotides long. RefSeq names its product eukaryotic translation initiation factor 5B (gene eIF5B). The record is from RefSeq and is a predicted model, not a curated record. Lineage: Eukaryota; Metazoa; Arthropoda; Insecta; Diptera; Culicidae. Gene Ontology annotation, molecular function: translation initiation factor activity; GTP binding; GTPase activity. The coding region runs from base 567 to 3542 and encodes 991 amino acids. The transcript has 3 exons.